Epinephelus fuscoguttatus (brown-marbled grouper) is the source of this 3040-nucleotide messenger RNA. RefSeq names its product microcephalin 1 (gene mcph1). The transcript is spliced from 15 exons. The coding region runs from base 83 to 2569 and encodes 828 amino acids. The record is from RefSeq and is a predicted model, not a curated record. Gene Ontology annotation, biological process: mitotic cell cycle. NCBI's taxonomy places the organism in Eukaryota, Metazoa, Chordata, Actinopteri, Perciformes, Serranidae.
CGCGAAUCAUGCACACACUGUAUUCUUGGAAACUACGCAAUUUAAACCUCACUGCCGCUUAAAGUGAAGCUAAAGACCAGUAAUGACCACAGGCAACAACACUUCAGUCCUCAAAGAUGUUAUUGCCUAUGUUGAUGUGUGGUCAUCAGACAAAACAGCAAACUAUUCAAAACCAUUUAUUCAGCAGCUGCAGGAAAUGGGAGCUCAGGUAUCAAAAACAUUCAAUAAACAAGUCACACAUGUGGUCUUUAACAAUGGUCACCCCGCUACAUGGCGAAAAGCCAAGAAAAGUGCUGUGAAGCUUGUGUCUGUUCUCUGGGUAGGCAGAUGUCAUGAUGAUGGUGUGCGUGUGGAUGAGGAGUUGUUUCCAGCCUUAAAUGAUGAAAGCAAUCCAGUGUUGAAGAACAAGAAACAUCGCUGCAUGCAGCCAAAAGAUUCUCCAGAGAGGACACCUGAAAACGACAGACGCAUGAGGAAGAAAUUAGACAAGAUGAUGAAAGACCUCGCUCCAGUACAACCUCUUGUUACAGAUGUAUCGCCCAUCAUUAUUGAUGAAGAGAAUGGAAUAGUUUAUAGCCCUGCAUUGAAAAGAUCAGAUUAUAUGGCACAGCGUUUGAGAGACAUGAAGGAGAAACGGGAAAACCUCUCACCUACAGCUUCACAAAUGAUUGAAUCCCGCUCACCCACUGGACUGAAGCCCUCUCUUGGGAGCACACCAACCAUCCUCAAAUUAAUAUAUGACCAGUCAGAUGAUGAUUCCAGUGCGUCUGCGGCUGAACCUGCUUACUCACCUGACAAGGAAGAAGGAAGAACACAAGUUGAUGUGACUGACCAUGACCAUCUUGAACAGCGCCACAGGAAGAGCUCCACAAAGCCAUGGCUCUCACCCUGCCGUGAUGUGCCAAGGCGGAUUUCAAGUCCUGUGAAAUGUCCUGACUUCAAGGAGGAAGACGACACAAAAGGGACUGGACAAACAAAGUCAAGAAGGACCUCAGUCAGAAAAACGCCAGCAGAGAAACUCCAAUCUGUUGGUUUAUUAGAAAGUCCUUGCAAGGAUAGGAGAUCUGACAAAAGCAAGAACUGUCAAAAAGAAAAAAGGCGAUCACAGAUGAAAACAUCUCAUCCAUCACCUAACAAAUCUGAAAAGGGAAAGGGAAAAAAUAAAGCUGCUACAUCCUCUACAGAGACUAAGACCCAUUUUUGUUUAGAUGCUGUAGACUCGUCUAGUUGCCUCUCAUCUUCAGCCGAAAUAGGUGAUGCUGCAGUUGAACUGUCAAAACAAACUGCCACCCCAUUACAGAAACUACCCAAACGAGCCAGACUGUCACUUUCUGCCUUAGCCCGAUCUUUCACUCUGUCCACUGACUGUAAAAGUGCUACCUCAGAUACCGUGAAUGGAGAUAAUGAUAACGUGUUUGAGGACUAUUUCUCCCCAGCUAACCACCACCAAGGAUCAAAAAGACCUUUGCCCAACCUCCCUGUAGAGACAGACAUUCAGAUUCCUUUUGAGUUGGACUCUGUGCCUCAUAAGAGAAAGCAAAGAAGAAGUGAAAGCGUUGGGUCUGAAACUAUCAGUAAAAAGAAGAGGAAACUGGAGAAAAAUGAGCAGUCCAAUGCAAGCAGUGAGCCUCAAAGUCAUCCACAACAGGAUGUUAAAGAAUCUCUGCCUUCAUUGGAAGGUCCAAGUGCCGAUGUCACGCUUGUUGCUAGAAGGCAAAGACAAAGCACUUUGCCAUUUACGAGCACAACUAAGAGUGAUGCGGUGAAGCCAAGAAGAAAAUCUACACCAGUGCAACCAACAGUGUUAACAGAGCCGGACACAGAGCCACAGAAAAACUCUGAUGUCAAUGUGCUCUCUCAUUCCUUGGAAAGUAGAGGAAAUGUACGUACAGUCGCAGCUGGUUUAACGGAGGUUCCCCCUGAGGACAAAGAAGAAAAUCACAAUAAGCAAGUCAGCUUGAGUCUACAGAACAUGGUUAACAAAACAAAGACUAUGAGAACACUGGUCAUGACAAGCAUGCCCACUGAGAAGCAGCACACGGUGGCUCAGGUGGUGACGACACUUGGUGGCUUUUCAAUCGUUGACCGUGUUUGUGAGAGCACAACUCACGUGUUGUCUGGGAGUGACCGGCGGACUCUCAAUAUUCUGCUGGGCAUAGCUCGUGGCUGCUGGAUCCUGUCUUUUGAAUGGAUCCUCUGGUGUUUGGAGCAAAGGCAGUGGAUUCCAGAGGAACCAUAUGAACUUUCAGAGCAGUUUCCUGCAGCACAGAUCUGUCGUCUCCAGAGGCACCUGUCUGCUGGGGAGCACCAGCAGGAUCUGUUCCAAGGCCAGCCAGCGAUUUUUGUAUCCCAGCACUCCCAGCCGCCCACUCAGAGUCUGGUGGAGCUGAUCCAGCUUUGUGGAGGAACAGUGUGCAAAACAGUGCGGCAGGCGGGUAUCUGCAUCGGGAAGUACAGCGGCAGGAGACCAGAGGGAAGCAGGAUCCUGUCUGAGCAGUGGGUGCUGGAUAGUAUCACACAUUUGAAGCGGCUGUCAUACGAUAAGUACGACCUGGAGUCAAAACUGUGAAAUUAAGUUGUAGUUGUUUCGUGUUGGACUGUGUUGGAUUACAUAUCCUCAGUUUCUACCUUGCAGUGUUCCUCUUGCGCAGCUUUAUCAUCUUGCUUGUGUUCAGAGGCUUUACAUAAAUCCUCUCAAAUAUUCAGUUUUCAAAGACUCUGAUACCCUGGUUACCGUGGAAACCUGCUACUUAAGGGGACUAUCAACCAUUCAACAAUCAUCUACGUUACUGUGAAAUAUGGAAAACUGCUUUAACUUGCCUGUCGAUCUGUUAUUGUUUGAUGAUUCUUUCCUUCGUAAACAUGUAACCACUACUUUGUAAUACUGUGUUUUUAACAAGGUGAGAUUUAAGCCUUAAGAUUUUUUGACAAUGUGAUUUUUAAAAUACUUGCUGAGCCAGUUUAACACUCUAAAGGAGAUGAAAUGUUUUGUGAUGCUAUCGUUGUUCUUUUGUCAGACAUUUAUAUUAAAACACUUACG